This is a messenger RNA of Episyrphus balteatus (marmalade hoverfly), 1991 nucleotides long. RefSeq lists its product as uncharacterized. The record is from RefSeq and is a predicted model, not a curated record. The transcript has 10 exons. NCBI's taxonomy places the organism in Eukaryota, Metazoa, Arthropoda, Insecta, Diptera, Syrphidae. The coding region runs from base 249 to 1628 and encodes 459 amino acids.
GUUAAAGGAGGUUUGGUUUUUCCUAUUGAUUUUGAAUUUGAAUUCAAGUUGUUGUUGUUUUUCUGAUUUUAGCAAAAAAAAAAGCUAAGAAAUUAUUGUGCAGUGAAUAAAAAAUAGUGAACGCGUUAGUGAAUUUUGAAUUUCGUGCAAUUUGACGUUUACUACAGUGAAAUCAAAUUGUCUAAUAAAAAUAGUCCUUUUUUUAGUCCUAAAACAGUAAUUUUUUUGGUAACAUUCAACAAUCUAGCAUGGAUACCAUUUGGAUAAUUGUCAUUUUUAUGGGAUUACUUCAUUUACAGCUAACAAAUGGACAAUCUGAGUUUGAUGUGCAACUUGUUAUGCAAAAAUAUGCAGAGAAAGGUUCUAGUGCCACUUUACAAUGCAAACAUAACGUAAGGCCGGACAUUCUAUUCAAGGUGACAUGGCUGAAAGUUGACACGGGGAAAUUUUUUGAAUACAUCAACGGAAGGAAUCCACCGUUUCGAAAUUCCAGUGUGGAAGGUGGUGAAAUUGACUUUGAUAACUCAAAUGAAACUCAAGUGACUUUGAAAAAACUUGACUUUGAUGCAUCUGGCCAUUAUUAUUGUGAAGUAUCAACGGACACACCUAUUUUUACUAAAGCAUCAUCCGAUGAACUUUUACAUGUUUUUAUUCCCCAGACAGGACCACCGACGAUAAAAUUUCGCAAAAGGACUCCAUUCAUUAUAGGCGAACGUAUAUUAGCGAUGUGUAAUACAACCAGAGCACGUCCCGCUCCGCACAUAACUUGGUUAAUUAAUGGCAAAAAGGUGGAUGAAAAAUAUGUUCGUACCCAUCAUGGCUAUUCGAUGAGUAACAAGAACAACCAUCGCCGAAGUCAACAACAACACCAACAGCAGCUACAACAACAAUACUAUCAACAUGAAUAUCACCAUCCUCAACAAUACCAUCUACCAGGAGUUGAUAGAUACGACAAGAGCCUGAGAAUCGCAUCGGGUGGCAGCAACUGGAGAGAAGACCUCAUUGCACAUACACUUCAUCAUAAUGGCCAACAUCAUUCUGCCAAUGUGCAUAACAAUCCAUUUGGUUCUUUGACGAGCAUCCAUAAAAUGUCUCACAAUAAUUUUGACAAUAAAUAUAUAGACACAAGGAAACACAGAAACUCAUCAAAUCGUAAAUAUCGGAGAAGCAGCGGUGCUAACCUUCUGGCUUUGAGAAGCAACAGUGGCUUGGCUGGUUCGAGUUCUGGUGCAAUGGCAAGUAUUUACAAUGCACUUGCUGGCAGUGGUGACUUUCCAUUACGUUCGACGCCAAUUCCACCAUCGGCAACACCCAGUCAAAUGGCACAGGGAAUGUUUUCCAUUAGCCAAUUGAACAUGGAAAUAACCGAACAACAUAUUGGGAGCAAUGGUCGUCUGGAAAUAACGUGUCUGGCGACAAUACCAACACAAGUUGGCCUUGGCGAACAAUAUGCUGAUUAUAAAACAUAUUCGGUUAAGGUUGAAGUGGAAAGACCCCCAGAAACUGCAUCAGCAACACCACCGCCCAACAUCGGAAUGGCCGCCCUGGGGAAUGGCUCAUUCGCCUCCAGUAUACACAUAUGGCCAGUGACAACAAUUUUAUCUUGUUUAAUCUUUUUAAGAAUUUAAAUUACUGUCAAUCAUUUUCAUUUUAUGAAAAAUCUAUUACAGAUAGAAGAGAAAGUAUAGCACGUAUAAUGUGAGCUCAAAAUGGCAACAGGCGAAUCCGGAUAGUUUAAGACGGAUGCUUGAACAUGAAACAGCCAUCAAUCUUUUUUUCUGGGAGGAUUUUCUCUUCAAUCAAGUGGGUUUGAUUCGUAAUCGGUUUUUGGCAUAGUGGUGAGGGUUAAAUCGUGUCCUAAAAGGACCAUCACGUAAAUUCACUGAAGAGAUUUUUGAACAUUAUUGGUAUUGAACGGAAAAGUAUAUCUACAUUGAUACAUUACGAGUACAUAAAGACAUGGAAUGUGAUCACUAAGGCAUUUUAAAGAA